Leguminivora glycinivorella is the source of this 2880-nucleotide messenger RNA. It is a transcript of the gene sip1, whose product is annotated as septin-interacting protein 1. The coding region runs from base 246 to 2705 and encodes 819 amino acids. Gene Ontology annotation, biological process: spliceosomal complex disassembly. Gene Ontology annotation, molecular function: nucleic acid binding. The transcript is spliced from 14 exons. Lineage: Eukaryota; Metazoa; Arthropoda; Insecta; Lepidoptera; Tortricidae. Gene Ontology annotation, cellular component: U2-type post-mRNA release spliceosomal complex. The record is from RefSeq and is a predicted model, not a curated record.
GACCCUGUGGAUUGUGUGGCGAUGCAUACUAUUUUAUAUUCAAAUAAUUACUUACUUAAUGUGUCUGUUUUAAAUUGAAUACUAUUUAAAUAAAUUCCAUGCACGUACUGUACAACGGUUUAGAAGCAGGGGUCGUGUACGAUCUCAAUCACACAUAAUAUCCGUGAUUAACUUGAUAUCAGCAACAAACGCUUUUACUACUUAUAUUUUUAUUAGAAAGCGAUCUCUAAUUUAGCUUAAUAAUUAUGUCAGACGACGAGGUGAUACGUUUUGAAAUCACUGAUUAUGAUUUGGACAACGAAUUUAAUCCAAACAGAAGAGGAAGGGCUAAAAAGGAACAUCAAAUUUAUGGUGUUUGGGCCAAGGACAGUGAUGAAGAUGACAAUGAAGAUAAUGUGCGGCAGAGAAGCCGCAAGCAGAAGGAUUAUGCUGCUCCCAUCGGGUUCGUGGCGGGGGGCGUGCAGCAGGCGGGGAAGAAGAAGGAAGCUAAACAAGAGAUAGAACCAGCAGAAAAGCCAUCCAGGCCAACCAUAGUCGACAGCUCCGAUGAGGAGUCCUCAGUACCCCAGCCCGAUGAGUCGGAGACAGCCGGCAUCCGGAGACAAGGCCAGGGCAUGCGCACUGCCAACUUCGGUGGGAAUAUGGGCACUUGGGAGAAGCACACUAAGGGGAUUGGAGCUAAGCUGCUCUUACAGAUGGGUUACCAACCUGGGCGCGGUCUGGGUAAAGACCUGCAGGGAAUAUCCGCGCCUGUUGAGGCGACAGUGAGGAAAGGAAGAGGGGCUAUUGGUGCCUAUGGUCCAGAGAAAGCAGCUCAAAAAGCCAAAAAAGAGGAAGAACGCCGCCUAAAAGAGAAGGAAGAUGAAAAGGCGCCAGAGAAGUCUUACCACUGGAAGAAGUCCCAUAAAGGCCGGUACUUCUACCGAGACUCCAAUGACGUCAUACAAGAGGGGAAACCUACUGUGCACACUAUCGCCAGCAACGAAUUAUCUCGCGUCCCAGUGAUCGACAUGACGGGCAAAGAGAAGCGCGUACUAAGCGGGUACCACGCGCUCAGAGCAGUGGCGCCUCGGUUCGAGCACGAGCCUAGACGGAAAUGCACGAACUUUGCUGCACCACAAUUAGUGCACAAUCUUGAACUGAUGGUGGAAUGCUGCGAGCAGGAUAUAAUCCAAAACGCCCGCGAGCUCCAACAGGCGGAAGACGAGAUCGUAGUCCUAGAGCGAGACCUGAAAGAGUGCGACGACAAGCUGCGAGAGCAGGACGACAUCAUCGCCAAGGUGCGCGACAUCAGGGCGCGCGUGGCGCGGCUUAGCGAGCCCGACCUCUCGCUUGAGAGGGCUUAUGAGGUCGUCUCGGACCUUAAGGAAUCUCACCCUCUCGAAUACGACAUGUUUGGCAUCGGUGCCAUCGCUGGCAACAUCGUCAGUCCCCUAUUCAGUGCUCUAAUGGCACAGUGGGACCCUCUCAAGGCGCCUGCUGAGCCUGUGCCAGUGUUCCUUAAAUGGCGCCAGUUGCUAAGUGAAGAGGCUUAUAAUAGUCUGUUAUGGCAACAUUACGCGCCUGCACUCAAGACUGCUGCUGCUGUAUGGAACCCCCGCAUCCCAGAACCAAUGUUGGCUUCCCUAACGGAGUGGUCUCAAGCCGUUCCUCCGUGGCUAUCAGCAUCCGUGGCAGCGAACGUUGUGGCCCCAAAGUUACUAGAAGCUGUGCGAGGCUGGGACCCCACACACGACACACAACCACUGCACCAAUGGGUACUGCCGUGGCAUCCUCUCGCCGGCACCGCGCUAGCAACAGCAGUAUACCCGCUAAUCCGCUCCAGACUAGCGGCAGCUUUAGCAGCGUGGCAUCCAGCUGACGGUUCUGCGAGGCCUUUACUGUCGGCGUGGCGAGGCGCGUGGGGCGCGGCGCUCACCGCCAUGUUACACCAGCAUAUCGUGCCCAAGCUGGAGCAUUGCCUGCAACACGCGCCUGUGCAUCUAGUGGGACAGGAGAAUACGGCGUGGCUCUGGUGCGUGGACUGGCUGGAGUUGCUGGGAGCCCCUACAUUAGGAGCGGUGGCGGCGCGCGCGCUGCUGCCGCGCUGGCUCGGCGCGCUGGCCGCGUGGCUCAACACCGCGCCCAAACACGCGCAGGUGCUGCACAGCUACACGCAGUUCAAGGUGAGUGUGUGUGACGUGGCUGUGUGUGUGGCCUGGCUGGAGUUGCUCGGAGCGGCCACACUAGGCGCGCUGGCCGCGUGGCUCAACACCGCGCCCAAACACGCGCAGGUGCUGCACAGCUACACGCAGUUCAAGAAAAUCUUCCCCGAAGAGGUGCUAAAAGAGCCCGGGGUCCGCGACGCGUUCCGCAAGGCGCUGGACAUGAUGAACCGCAGCGCCGACAUCGACGCCGUGGAGCCCCCGCCGCCGCCGCGGUUCACCUUCACUGCCGACAAGGAAACUAGCAAGAUUGCUGAUGUGCUGGCUUCUACUACACAGCAGAAGAGCUUUUCGGAGCUAUUGGAAUCUCGGUGUAUAGAAAGAGGUAUAACGUUCGUGCCGCUCGCGGGGAAGACGCGGGAAGGUCGUCCCCUGUACAAGAUCGGCAACGAUAACAUGCAGUGCUACGUUAUAAGAAACGUCAUCAUGUACUCCGAAGACAGCGGGCGGACCUUCGAGCCUGUCGGCUUGGACAGGCUACUGAAUAUGGCUGAAGAAUAGUGUACCUUCGUCAAUAGUGUGACAAUACGUUAAGACAUCAUGCAGUGCCACGUCGGGAAGCGCUGGUAGCCUAGCGGUAAGUACGUGCGACUUUCGUGCCGGAGGUCGCAGGGUCGAACCCCGGCUCGCACCAAUGAGUUUUUCGGAAUUUAUGUGCGAAAUGUCAUUUGAUAUU